Messenger RNA from Protopterus annectens (West African lungfish), 2492 nucleotides. It is a transcript of the gene ANXA11, whose product is annotated as annexin A11. Gene Ontology annotation, molecular function: calcium ion binding; calcium-dependent phospholipid binding. Bases 368 to 1993 code for a protein of 541 amino acids. Lineage: Eukaryota; Metazoa; Chordata; Ceratodontiformes; Protopteridae. The record is from RefSeq and is a predicted model, not a curated record. The transcript has 16 exons. Gene Ontology annotation, biological process: phagocytosis; cytokinetic process. Gene Ontology annotation, cellular component: cytoplasm.
AUGCGAACCCAACCCAGCAAUGACGGGAAUGUGCUGUUCGAACGUAGAAGUUUAUCGUCGGUCUAUUUUUAUUGCCCUUUCAUAGCACGAAGUAGGCAUUGUGAUCCGCCCUGUUUAUAACUACUUCCUGAAAACAGAGAUGCAAGGGAGCUUAUUACUGCACGGUCGUUUGUAACUGUCUGUCUUGCUGGAGUGACAAGUUGUUUAGCUGUCCGGCUUUGCCUCCUAAAGUCACCCGACAUUCGGACUCAGCAGUGUUAACCCAGCCUAGUGUCGUGAGCGUGUGACCUGUCCAGGGAGACAGAGGUUCGCAGCCCGGCUUAGGACUUCACCACGCUCCAGCAUCCAUCUAGAGGAGAACUGAACCAUGAGCUAUCCGGGUUACCCUCCACAAGGUGGAUACCCACCUCUACCUCCAGGUGGUGCAAAUCCAUGGGGUGGAGGACCCACCAGUUAUCCGCCUGUCAAUACUCUUGCCAUCGGACUGGAUAAUUUGAAUCUCAAUCCCCCGUACAUGUAUCCUUACUAUGCUGGAAACCCCCCACCAGGUUCAUACCCUCCUUCGGGACCUGGAGGUUACCCACCUGCUCCUGGCUAUGGUGCACCCCCUGGAGGAUAUGGAGCCCCACCUGGAGGAUAUGGAGCCCCACCUGGUCAACAACCACCUGGAGGAUAUGGAGCCCAACCUGGUCAACAACCACCUGGUGGAUAUGGAGCCCCACCUGGUCAACAACCACCUGGUGGAUAUGGAGCCCCACCUGGUCAACAACCACCUGGAGGAUAUGGGCCCCCACCAGGACAACAACCACCUGGGUGUUACGGGGCCCCACCUGGACAGCAGCCGGGUUACGGAAUGUAUCCACAACCUGGAGGAAAUCCACCAGGAGUGCAAGCUUAUCCAGGAUAUCCUGGAGCCCCUGGUCAGACAGCACCAGUUCCAGGACAGCAGCCUGCUCCAAGUUACCCAUCAGGCCCAGCAGUUAAUCCUUCAAUGCCAGCAUACCCACAAGGUGCACCUGUAGCUCUUUCUUUAAAGGCUUUAAAAGGAGGCACCAUUCGCGAUGCACCAGGUUUCGACCCUCUUAAGGAUGCCGAAGUGUUGAGAAAGGCAAUGAAAGGCUUUGGAACUGAUGAACAAGCCAUUAUUGAAUGUCUUGGAAGUCGUUCCAACAAACAGCGGCAAAAAAUUAUGCUGUCCUUCAAAACUGCCUAUGGAAAGGAUUUGAUUAAGGAUCUGAAAUCAGAGGUUUCUGGUAACUUUGAGAAGACCAUCCUGGCCAUGAUGAAGACCCCUACUCAGUUUGAUGCCUCUGAGAUGUAUGAAUCUAUAAAGGGUGCUGGUACAGAUGAAGCCUGUCUUAUUGAGAUCCUGUCCUCUCGGACAAAUGCAGAGAUCAAAGAAAUAUGCACGAUCUACAAAUCAGAAUAUAAAAAGACUCUGGAAGAGCACAUAAGAAAAGAUACAUCGGGACACUUUCAGCGAUUGUUGGUGUCACUUGUUCAGGGGAACAGGGAUGAGAGUGCGAACGUGGACAUAACGCUUGUAAAACGAGAUGCUCAGGAGCUGUACGCUGCUGGAGAACUGAAGGUGGGAACAGAUGAAUCAAAGUUUAAUGCAAUCCUUUGUUCAAGAAGCAAGCCUCACCUAAGAGCAGUGUUUGAGGAGUAUAGAAGCAUGACGGGCCGAGAAAUAGAGAAGAGUAUCUGUCGUGAGAUGUCUGGGGACCUGGAAAGUGGCAUGGUUGCCGUGGUGAAAUGUGUCCGAAACACUCCUGCCUACUUUGCAGAAAGACUGAAUAAAGCAAUGCGGGGUGCAGGGACAAAGGACAGAACACUGAUUCGGAUCAUGGUGUCUCGUAGUGAGAUAGAUAUGCUUGACAUACGUGAGGAGUACAAGAGAAUGUAUGGCAAAUCGCUGUAUACGGACAUUUCUGGUGAUACCUCAGGGGACUAUAAGAAGAUGCUUCUGAAGAUCUGUGGAGGAAAUGACUAAGCUGAUGGCCUGUUUGGCUAUGUAUCCUGCAUUAAUCCAUCAGUGUCUCUGCUGUAGCCUGAGAUGUGUACUCCUUUAGAAUAGCCCACAAGAUGAUGUCUACUUUCUGUUGUGGUUGCUAAAAUUGCAUGAUUGUGUCUGUUCUUUUAAAGAACAUUUUAAAAUAUAGGUAUAAAGCAGUCUUUAUAUAAAUGCUUACUUUUAUAAAAACAGAAUGUAUAAUUAUUAAAUGUAAAUGUAUGUUAUCCGGUGCUGAACUAUAUACUUCACUCAGGUCCACAGAUGACGAGUUCUGUUCAGAUCCAUUUAUUUUUAGAUGUAGCAGUCAUGAUGCCAAAGAUUUUGUAUCAAGAGGACUGCCUUAAAACUCUGUAAAUCCUAAGGGCUCCUAAAAUGACACUGUACUCUGCCAUCAGUUCUUCCUUUGUUCAGUGGUGCCUCUCAAAUACAGAAUGUAACAAGCCAUAACUGAUUAAAGAAUAAAUCAAUUUAUAUUACA